AUGAGAAAACGAAAAUAUGGAAGCCGGUCUACCCCCACGGAGAACGAAGCAAAUGAGAAUCCCCUAGACGAACAAGAAAAAAAAUACAUUUACCCAAGCAUUGCCAACUCGCCAAUACUGUUACACAACGACCAGGUCAUCUACGCUUAUGGUAGCAGUCUAAUAUUUUAUUCCCUCAAGGAAAAAAAAUUUGUGAAAAAAAUCGAUGAGCAUCAAAGUGUUAUUAGAUCAUUAGAUGUUAAUAAAAAUGGAAAUAAAAAAUAUUUCUUGACAACUGGUGACGAUAAAAUUAUAGUGAUUUAUGAUGAGCAAUGGUCCGUGUGGCACAAAAUUGUGCAUAAGAAAAAAAUCGUCAAGGCGUUCUUUUUAAAAUAUGUACAGGAAGAGGAUAAGAAGUUUGAAAUAAUUUUUAUUGACAAGUAUGGGGAUGUGUACUUGUUUGACCUCAAUUUGGUGGCGCACGGGUCCUUCGCCAUGGGGGAAGUCUCAACGGUUGGAAAGACUCCAACAGGGGAGGAUGUUCCAACGGAGAGCCACUCCAGUUGCAUCACAAAAUUGAGCUACCUGCAGGAUUCGCUGAACGACAUUCAGGAAAAGGACGAGGAUUUGAUUUUCAUGAAUAAUUUCGAGCGCAUGCUUCAGGGGGAAGAGCAUGAAGAAGGCGAAGAAGAAGAUGAUAAAGCAGAAGGGGGGUACACAGAAGGUGACGAAGGGCAGUCCGGAAAAUCACUACCUCGUGAGACGUUCCCUCGUGAGACGUUCCCUCGUGAGACGUUCCCUUUAGAGACACGCCCUCGCGAGGAAGGAAAGCUCGCCCAGGUGAAGGAAAAAUUGGAGCGUCACUACUCCAAGUGCUUCCAAAACGAAAUGUUGAUGUACCCAAUCCUCACAUGCAACUCUGCAGUCGUAGCGCUACAUUACGACAGCAACUUUUUAAUAAUAGGAGAUCGAGAUGAAAAAAUCAGAGUUGUGAAAAAUAAGAAAAUAAACAAGAUAUACAACUUUUAUUUAAAUCACAAAUUAUUUAUUACGUCCAUCGUUCUGAUAAAUUCUAAGAUGUUCUGUUCUGCCGCCGCGGAUUGCUACCUCCACAUGUGGGACAUUAAGACCAAGGAAGUUAUCGACACGAUAUGUUUUGACGCCCCCUUUGUGUGUAAACUGGCACAGUUGAAGGAGCCUUUUAGUAAUUCUCCCCAUUUGAAAAAAUAUAAAUUUGUUAUCAACACGUUGAUUUUUAAGGAAAGCACUUGGACAAUCUACGCCACUGCAGAAAAUUUGAAAGGAAUCUUAAUCAUCCCCUUAACGCAUGAUGCAGAUGGAAAUCAUUUGUUAACUUUUAACAAGGAAGAAAUUUCAUUUUUUCCGCUUCAGCAGGAGGUUUUAUCUUUUAUCUUUUUAUCAGUUGAUGGAGAUGAGUGUAUACUUUUUGUCGAUAGGAGUGCGGGCCAUUUGCAUCAGAUUAAAUUAACAGAUCGUGGGAAGUUGGUUGGAGAAGUUGUCACCCUUGACUGCCAUACCUUCUUUGAUGGCGCACAACCAAUGGAUAUCGGAUUAAUAAAUUACUGGAAGCACACCACAAUAGAGGAUGGUAUCCAUUAG
Molecule: messenger RNA, 1599 nt
Organism: Plasmodium knowlesi strain H
Lineage: Eukaryota; Apicomplexa; Aconoidasida; Haemosporida; Plasmodiidae
Product: WD repeat-containing protein, putative
Exons: 2
Coding region: 1-1599 (532 amino acids)
Biological process (GO): RNA (guanine-N7)-methylation
Cellular component (GO): nucleus; tRNA methyltransferase complex; cytosol
Molecular function (GO): protein binding; tRNA (guanine(46)-N7)-methyltransferase activity
Source: RefSeq, a predicted model, not a curated record